This is a messenger RNA of Rana temporaria (common frog), 2127 nucleotides long. RefSeq names its product LAS1 like ribosome biogenesis factor (gene LAS1L). Gene Ontology annotation, cellular component: Las1 complex; preribosome, large subunit precursor. The transcript is spliced from 13 exons. Gene Ontology annotation, molecular function: endonuclease activity. The record is from RefSeq and is a predicted model, not a curated record. Gene Ontology annotation, biological process: maturation of 5.8S rRNA; maturation of LSU-rRNA. The coding region runs from base 75 to 1838 and encodes 587 amino acids. Lineage: Eukaryota; Metazoa; Chordata; Amphibia; Anura; Ranidae.
UUAGUGUUACACCACUCUAAAGGAAAGGAGGUCGCUGAUUGGCAGGUUUGGCCUGCCUGUGUAGCUGCUUGAAGAUGGCGGGGAAGCGUCAAGUAGUAGCAUGGAUCAGUAAGGCGGAAUGGGAACAGGUUUUGGAAUAUCUAUACAGCCGGGACAGCAAGCUUCAGCGGGAUGCUCUACACCAGCUAUCUGCCUGGAAAAGCAGAUAUGGAAACAGUAUACCGCUUGCUGUGGAAUGCACUGCUGACCUCGUUCGCUGCAAAAUUCUUGAUGUGAAUGGAGGGAUGGGGGAACAAGAACUUGCCUCACUUUAUGGGUUGGCACUUGUCAGGUUUGUAAAUAUUAUCACAGAAAAUAAACAGAAGACAAUAAUUAUUCCUUUAAGACGACUAGCUAAUGAGCUGAAUAUUCCUGAGUGGGUGGUAAACAUUCGGCACAGUGCUACUCAUGGAAAGAUGCCCAAAUUAAGCAUGUGUCGGAAAGGCUGGGACUUUGUUAUGGAAUGGCUAAGGCGUGAGUAUUGGUCUCGCCAGUUGGGUAACUCUUCAAACUCUCAGUGGGUAUCGGAAGAUGAAGAUUCAGAAGACAUGGAGGAAGUGCUUCCCCCGCCUUCAGUAAAAGAACAAAAAGAAACCAUUCAUGGGAAACUCCGAGAGGCUUUUCGCUCCUAUUCAAGUGAACAGUUCAAGAUUUUUCAAGAACUCCAGAAUGAUCAUAAAUCAAAUAAGUCUUGGCAUGCAACUUCUAACUUGGAGUGGAUCAUAGCACAAAUUAAAGAGUUGAUCCAACAAAACAGCUGUCAUACAGCAGUUGAUAUUCUUGUGGAUGAUGGCUUAAUGAUACCUACUGCAAAGCAGCUGAUGACACUGAGGAUCGAACAAGAAGACCCAGAUGACAACCUAUACCUGCCUCGCACACUUCUUCGUUUCUGGCAGCCACUUCUGAAGGUCUUGCACAGCCACCUUUUCACGCAGGUGAUGUUGGAAAAAAUGUUUUCUGAGUUGAGCAGGUGCAAGGAGAAUAAUGCACAGGCCAAGGCUCACUACCUAAGCUGCUGGAUCUCUGAAAUUCUGACUGCCAACCAUAGAGCAGGGGCAGACGGAAAAACCACAGUCCCUUCCCGCACCCAGGCAACCGUGAAAAGCAAAUGGAAGCUCUUUAACCACAGAGUGUUUUUACAGUGGAAACAGCUGAUGCAGAAGUGCCUGGAGUUUCCAUGCCAGACAACCCCACAGCUGCUGAGGCUAAUCUUUUUGUAUAUGAAGCCUCGCUUGCCUUCAACCACCCAAGAGAAGCUUCUGUGCCUCUGCUCCAUAUACACCCAGAACGAAGACACAGACGUCUCUGUAGACUACAGCAACCAGCCUAUAUACACAGUAGAGAGCCUGCAGUGGAGGAUAAAGCAGGAGUCAAAGGUCAAAGUUUCCAACCAUUGGGAUCGAUCAUCGCCUGAGGAUGAAGACGAAGAUAUGAGUGAGCCCAUGGAGGAUGAGGAUAUGAUCACAGAAUCGUAUGAGGAAGAAUAUGUAGAGAUGAUCAAUGUCAAAACUGCACCCGAGAGAAGAGCUGCAUUGGAGGGUUCAGCGUGGAGUGUCAGCUCAGAAUUUGUUAAGUGGAGUGAGUACCCACUAGGACUGGUGCCAGGGCAGAUGCAGGACCCCAGCUGCCUUCUGAUUGAGAGCUACUCUAUGAUGUCUGUCCUGGAACAACAGGAGUCGGAGGCCAGGAAGAAUGGACAGAGCAUUACAAUGUGCACCCAGAAUAUGCCAUCAUCUGAAAAUAUAUUCUGGACUCAGAAUGAAUUGAAUCAUAUCAAAGCUGGACUUCGACUCUUCUGAAGGUUUUUAUUCAGACCUGCUGCUUCUAACCAGAUCCUUUUUAUAGCCUGACCUUUCAAUGCAGAUGAACCUGGGCAUUGGCUGGCUGACGGAUGAGCAGCAAGAAGAAUUUCUUUCAUGAACUAUGUUUAAAGCUCUUCCUUUUUUUUUUUUUUUUUUUUUUUUUUAUAAAUAUGGCAAUUUAGUUGUAUAGGUUUCUUAAUUCUUAUUCACGAAAAUGUCUGUGAAACCUUGUGUUUUUUGUUUGUGCUCUAAAACUUUGUUAAAUACAUACGAUGUAUAAAUAGUC